Macrosteles quadrilineatus (aster leafhopper) is the source of this 5091-nucleotide messenger RNA. RefSeq names its product adenylyl cyclase 78C-like. The transcript has 30 exons. Gene Ontology annotation, cellular component: plasma membrane. The record is from RefSeq and is a predicted model, not a curated record. Lineage: Eukaryota; Metazoa; Arthropoda; Insecta; Hemiptera; Cicadellidae. Bases 309 to 4823 code for a protein of 1504 amino acids. Gene Ontology annotation, biological process: cAMP biosynthetic process; intracellular signal transduction; adenylate cyclase-activating G protein-coupled receptor signaling pathway. Gene Ontology annotation, molecular function: adenylate cyclase activity.
GUCGCUGCUUGCCGCGUCUCGGUGUAGUGUCGUGGACGUGUUACCCGCCAAAACCGCUUCCCCGGUGUUUCUUAAUAGUGAGUCGCCCUUUGGACUUAACUAGUGAGAAAAGACCAACACUUUUAACCGUAAUGCUCCUCCGAUAUUCUAUGUGCUAAAGAGAUCGGAGUGUUGGUGUUAUGCGGUGCUGUCCUCAAAUGAACUAAAUCCGAGCUGGAAGGAGUGUAAUGGCAGAAGAUCGUUUAAACUCUAAUGGAGACAGGAAAUGGCGUGAUUCGUGACUGCCACCUGUAGAGAGCGUUCCAGACAUGGAGCCUUUACAGAUAGACUCUGGGAGGAGUGAGGGCUCGAGUGAUGGAGUCAGCAAGAAGUUCCUCUGGGCGAAGGCCGUCAGCAAGAUCGCGGCCAAGAAACAGCUGGAGGGAGUCAUGCAGAUCGCCGUACCUUGUGACGUCACCAGCGGGCCCCCCACCGUCACCGUUAGCAGCCAUGACACCAUGGACAAUAGUAAGGUUGAACGUAAGGAAUCCCAAGGAGAUCUAACGCCGAUAGCAGACGCGGCUGACGCUAGAACCGUCACCACCGUCGACGACAACGAGGACUUCGAUCUGGGCUGGGCAGACCACGAGGGCGAGCUGGUGUUUAAGCGUGGGCUUCUCUACAAAGGUAUCUACUGGCCUUCAUUGACCAACAGCUUCAGAGAGUGUCAUCUAGAACUGAGCUAUCAGAGAUACUCUCAUAGACAACGACAGAAGAGCCUUAUCAUCGUCAACCUCGUGGAUAUGAUGCUGAAGGCAGUUUUGGCUGUGUUGUGGGUGGUGCUCAACGGUUCCGUACAACCCCGGGAUCUAGAGUCAGCUGUCUGGUCCACUCUCAUGAUGACGCUGAACCUUGCAGUCUGUCUGCUGGGCUGGUGGAGGUGCUUCGCCAACAAAUACCUUCACUGGGCCGCAGUCUUCACGUGGGCUCUGCUCAACAUACAAGGGUUUGUCGGAGAGAGCCUGGGCUUCUGUUCGUCGGAGUACCUCGUUUGGUAUGUGCUGUUUAUCGUGUUUGUCACAUACGGCAUGUUGCCUCUGCCACUACGUUGGAGCAUGGUCGCUGGCUGUACAACGGCAUUUGUCCACGUCAUCGUUAGUGCCAUCUACAAAGUGCCCUCUCAUGAGGACGCUGGGUGCAAGACACGCCAACUACUAGCCACAGCGCUCACCUACACUUGCCUCAACUUUGCUGGGCUUUACACCAAGUACCUGACAGAUCGUGGACAGAGAAGGGCCUUCCUGGAGACCCACAGGUCUACAGAGACCCGUUACAGGACGCAGAAGGAAAAUGAUCAGCAGGAAAAGCUCCUGCUCUCAGUUCUGCCGGACUUUGUGGCUAAGGAGAUGAUCCGGGACAUCGCCUCGGAGGCAGAGAAAGGACAGUUUACUCCACAGCAGUUCCAUAGAAUCUAUCUUCACUGUUAUGAGAAUGUCAGUAUUCUCUUUGCAGACAUCAAAGGUUUUACAGCGUGGGCGAGUCAGUGUAAUGCUCAAGAACUGGUUCGAGUCCUCAACGACCUGUUUGCAAAAUUCGAUAAACUUGCAGCGGAGAACCAUUGUCUGAGGAUCAAGUUGCUGGGAGACUGCUACUACUGUGUGUCUGGUCUACCCAAGCCCAGGACUGAUCACGCGCAUUGCUGUGUAGAGAUGGGCCUACACAUGAUCACUGCCAUCCAUGACGUUCGCAACAAACUCAAUGUAGACCUGAACAUGAGGAUUGGGAUACAUUCAGGCUCGGUGCUGUGUGGAGUUCUAGGACUCCGCAAGUGGCAGUUUGACGUCUGGUCUUACGAUGUCACCCUUGCCAACCACAUGGAGUCUGGAGGGAUACCCGGGCGUGUUCAUAUAUCCAGAGCCACACUGGAGUGUCUACAAGGAGCUUACGAGGUGGAACCUGGUCAUGGUGGUACAAGGGACAACUAUCUCAAGGAGCAUGAGAUAGAAACGUAUCUAAUCAAACAGAAGGAGCCGAGUAAACCAAAAAGACGCUUGAUGACAAGAAUGUCUCGUGCGAGACUGUGGACUGAGGAGGAGCGACUGACCAACUCCAUCAAUAGAGACUCUCCCAACGCAACUCCUGCCCAUACUUACAGACAUGACAUCAUAAAACAGACAGACAGCAAUGGAAAUCAUGGUAACCAUAACAGCCUUGGGUUCAAUGACGAAUGGACGCCAGAAAUACCAUUUGAAAAUCUAAGCACAGGGGGUCAGGAGAUGGAGGGGGAUGAUUGUGGAGUUCCAGUGGCUGAGCCUCCUCCCUCCCUCACCCCCGCAGAGGAGGUUGACGUCAUCAUGGACCACAACAUUGAGGUAGAGAGCAAUCAGCGGAUCCGACGAGAAAACGUCAACAUCUGGACACUGACAUUCAAACAGCCGGAGAUGGAGAUGAAGUUUUGCCGGCUGAGGGAAGAUAUGUUCAAGUCCAACAUGCUCUGCUGCUACAUCAUCUGGUUAUUCAUCGUCGUUUGCCAGUUUGUCAUCUUGCAAUGGUCAGUCUUACUCGUGUUAGGGCUGCUAGGCACGACAAUGGCGCUCACCUUGGCCCUCGUGCUGGUGAUGGCUGAAGAGUUCCGUCAGCUGCCGCAGCCUCUACAGAGAAUGUCCUCAGUGCUGGUGCAGGAACGGAACAGACGAACCGUCUUCAUCUGCAUCGUGGUCACACUCAUGUGUUUGGCGUCUACGUACGGUUUGUUCUUAUUUGGUGAGAUCAGCGUGGAAAGUUCAACAGACUCUGAACUACAAACAGCUUUUUCUCGUCCUGUGCGUUCCAUAGAGCAAUCCCUUGAAGACAAUCUCAUUUCAAGUGCCUCUUUUAAAAGUGUAAAUAGGACAGGUGGUAAAUACGCAUCGUCGUACAAAAACGAGUACAGGUACCUUUUAAAAAGGAUGAGGUUUUUAAGAGAGUUUAUGAUUAAAUCUAAUGCAAUGGAGGCCAAUACGAAUGCCUUUAACGAAAGAUCUCAAUUAGUAAACGUAGAUAGAAGUAUGAACUCGGAGUUCACGGGUGAAAGUGCGGAUGUUUUAAAACAACCUCAUCGAGUGACUAGAAGCAACUCAGAUAGUUCGUAUGUUCGAGAACAACAGCUGAUUAGUGAUGAAACUCAGGUGAUCAGUGAUAACAGCCUAGCGGACUUCAACAAUCAGACAGCUGUGAUAUCAACAGUUGCAGCACCCUGCGUACACCCGGAGUAUCUUGUAUUUACCUGGGUCAUGUGUCUUGUGGCGCUCGCAACAACACUGAAACUCUACUUCCUCAUCAAAACUCUCCUCGCCUUCUUCAUGGUCACGUUCUACGCUCUGUUGGUGAUCAUUGGGUAUCCAAGCAUCUUCAUUGAAUACCCGGAAUCAAAGUUAAAGAUCCCGCUGACCUACCAGAUGCUCUUGCUAUUGCUGGUGUUCCUCAUGUUGGUUGCCUACCACGCUCGUCUCGUGGAGGUCACCUCCCGUCUAGACUUUCUGUGGAAGCGUGAGGCGCAAAGAGAACUAUCAGAGAUGAGAGAAACACGACGCAACAACCGUCAACUUCUACGCAACAUCCUACCUGACCAUGUCGCUAACCAUUUCCUCAUUCAGGAUAGACAGACUGAGGAGUUGUACUCCCAAUCCAGGGAUAAUGUUGGAGUUAUGUUCGCCAGUAUACCAAACUUCACCGAGUUCUACUCUGAGGAUAUAAAUAAGGGAAUCGAAUGCAUACGACUUCUCAAUGAAAUCAUUGUUGAUUUUGACGAACUUCUGGCUGAACCGAGGUUUGCAUGUAUUGAAAAGAUCAAGACCGUGGGAGCGAGCUACAUGGCUGCAUCAGGACUCAAUCCUACUCAGAAAGGAAAUGAAGACGACCAUGAGCAUAUUUGCGCUUUGGUCGACUUUGCCAUCGCCAUGAAACAGUGUUUAGAAGAACUGAACAAACACUCUUUCAACAACUUUCAGCUGCGUGUGGGUAUCAGCAGCGGGGCCUUAGUAGGUGGAGUUAUUGGGGCUCGCAAGCCCGUUUACGAUAUCUGGGGCAACACUGUGAACGAGGCAUCUCGUAUGGACUCUACGGGCACCAUGGGCAGAAUACAGAUACCCAAGGCCACAGCUAUGAUGCUGACGGCCAGAGGGUACCAGAUGGAGUACCGAGGCCUGGUACCAGUCAAGGGUAAGGGGGAGAUGGAGACAUACUACGUGGUCGGCCGAGGUCAAGGUGCCCAGGGGGCGUUCACCAGAACACCCUCUCAACACGCCUCGCUGGCAGCCGUCGUGUAUGGGAUGGUCCAGGCCAGGAGACGUCAGAAUACUGUAAAGAGACCACAUCCGCAGGGUGGUGGUCUGAGCCGCACCAAGUCGCACCACUCCUCGUCCCGCGGGGUGUUCGAGUCGACCUUGUCGCCGAGGUCGGGACUGGUCAACUUCCGCAGUUUCCGCAUGUCGCAGCAGACGACGCCCAGCACUGUGAGGCGACACAACACCUCUCGCCCCAGUCGCCAAGUCAGCCAACCAGCGGACACCCGCAGCUACCAGAACAUUCGCCAACUCAGCGUGGACCCGAAACUGCUCAACCAGGGACUUCUGUCAAGCCUACAGCUGAUCCAGCGGUCUGCUCCUCAGACACCGCUGAUAGACAACAAUCGUGCAGCUCGCGUCGCUCCAUCCACCAACAGAUCUCUCUCCCCUAUGAACAACACAGCUCGAUCAGCCUCCCCUAGUGACGUGCAGGCCUCCCCGUCCAGCUUCGGGCUGAAACCCCACGUUCGAUCUGUCUCCAUGAAUUUCUCAGAACCUGAACCUCAAGAGGUUAGAUGAUUGUCGGACUUCUAAGGAGAUACUCCUUAGAACGGUGCUAGAGACACAUUGCUUCUGUUCCUCACUAGGCCUAACAGAUCUUUUAAAUGUUGAUCUAUUUUUCGUACGAGUAUAGUGUGUGUUGUAUGUAGUUUCUACAUUCUUUAUACGGCUGUUCGUACGUGAAUUGUCUGUGACGACUAUGAACUCAUUAUUUAUUUGGCUGUGUAACUAUGUAUAAAGUAAACUACUAACUUCUGUGACAUAUAAUAAAGCAAUUUUACUACGA